Messenger RNA from Scleropages formosus (Asian bonytongue), 2291 nucleotides. It is a transcript of the gene vamp1b, whose product is annotated as vesicle associated membrane protein 1b. Bases 767 to 1156 code for a protein of 129 amino acids. Lineage: Eukaryota; Metazoa; Chordata; Actinopteri; Osteoglossiformes; Osteoglossidae. The transcript is spliced from 5 exons. Gene Ontology annotation, cellular component: membrane. The record is from RefSeq and is a predicted model, not a curated record. Gene Ontology annotation, biological process: vesicle-mediated transport.
AGUACAGUACAGUACCUGCGGACACACGCUCACGCGCGUAGUGCCGCACUAACCCAAAUCCAAAACACAGCAGAGCGUCGCGCGCGCUCUUUCACCGCCCGAGCCGAGGGAGGGGAGCGCAACCGAUCUCAAUUCAAACUGUGGGAGAAAACUGUCAUACUGUUACCUUUACUUCAGUGUCUACCGGAUACGUGCUCGUUUUUCUCGUGGUAUCUCACCGGAAAACUAUUUUGAAACUCCUUUGUACUUAAUUUUUUCAUAACCCUUUCAGUCCUGCUGCUUUUCUUCUUAUUUAUGCGCACGUUUUCUUGAUUGUAUUUGAUUUAUAUCUGGUACCUAUUAUUGAGUAAGUUAUCAAGAGGAUUCCUUGGAUUAAAACUCGCCUUUGGAUCUUGGAGAAGAAGUCCUUUUCGUGCGUGUCUGCGCCUGUCUGUCAUCCCUCACCUCUUCCCUUGAGCGGGUCGCGCGCGCGCACACGCGCGCGGUGAGUUACUGUCCGGCGCGCGCCCCGCUAUUGCGGCACGUGCCCCCUCUGACGAUUUGCGGUCGCGUUGGACACUUCGGCGCAGCAGCGGUUAGUAAUCGAGGGCUGUUUCUUUGAGCGGUCUCCUGCUCGCCCCGCAUCUCCAUUUCCUUCUCGACUUUUCCCUUUCUUUUUUAUUAUUGCUGUAAUCGCGCUCCUCGGCUCGUGCGCGCCACCCCCCCUCCACCCCGUCCGCGCUCCCCAUCAUCAGUCCGUCGCUCUUUGAUCCGCCGCAGCCAAAUCAUGUCCGCUCCAGCCCCUGAUGCUGCUGCCCCAGCCGGUGCUCCAGGAGCCCCUGGGGCCCCAGGAGGAGAGGGAGCUGCCCCAGGCGGUGGACCCCCAGCACCUCCCCCCAACCUCAGUAGCAACCGCAGACUACAGCAGACACAGGCACAAGUGGAAGAGGUAGUGGACAUCAUGCGCGUGAACGUGGAUAAGGUCCUGGAGAGGGACCAGAAGCUGUCAGAGCUGGACGACCGUGCCGAUGCACUCCAGAUGGGGGCCUCCCAGUUCGAGAGCUGUGCCGCCAAGCUGAAGAACAAGUACUGGUGGAAGAACUGCAAGAUGAUGAUCAUGAUGGGAAUCAUUGGGGUCAUCGUGGUUGGAAUCAUUUUCUUGUACUUCUUCUCUUGAGCGGAGUUUGAGCUGAAGGACCAAUAUGCAAGUGCGACGACGAGAGGGAAGGAAACCCAACAUGAAGAAAUCCCACUCCCCUUGGCCCUCCGGUCUCCUCUUCCCUCCGUCUUCCCUCUCUCCACACAGAAGUCUUCCAUCCAGCCAUCUUGCACUCUAAAUGUGUCAGUAGUGUGUAGACAUCCAUGUUUCUCUGCUCUUUCCCCUACAGCUCCCUUCUUCUUCUUCUUCUUCUUCUUCUUCUCCUUCUUCUUCUUUCCACUUCCCCGUUUCUCUCCAUGCCUGUUUCGUGUGCACCUCUCACUCUCUCCCAGCGCUUUGUCUGCCAUGUAGAGGGGCCAGCAGGCAAUAUACCGCAAGGGGGGGAACAGAAGGAGUGUGUGAGGAAGGGGGAAGAAGGAGAGGUGGAAGAUUGACGCUCAGAAUGGGCCAGGACAGUCGAACAGGGAAGUGUAUGCAGGGAAGCAGAGCGGGAGAUUAAGUUUUUACUUUCUUAAUAUUGUUAUGCCGAUUAUGACAAAGCUUGUUCAUUUUUUUAAAGCCGCCUGCAUUUAUAUGUCGAUACUAAUAUACCUAACAACUUUACAAACCCUCCUGCUCUUACUGCUACUACUUUUACUACUAUCAUUACUGAUAGAGACUCAUAAUUAUUUUGCUGUGUGUGUGUUUGUGAUACAAAUAUUAGCUACCAGCUUUUGCAGAUAUAGUUUCUAUUUUGGUGCUCCGCUCUUUAUUCUUCUUUAUUUGUGUUGGUUAGUCACCCUCUCUUGGAGCGUUACCCUGUCUCUGACACGUAGAGUAGCCGACUGAGAGGAUGCAGAAGAUGGAGUGCCGAGGUAGACGGUAAGCUAUGUAGAAAGAUGGGAGCUGAUGAACAGGCUGACGCAUUGACACUCUCUCUAUGUGUUUUCUUCAGUCCCUUGUCCAGUGUUUAAUUAAAUGUGCUUAUUUAUUUAAUCACUCUGAUGAUGAUGUGCCAGCAGUUAAGUAAGAUCCACAUUAUAAUAUUUAAAUAUAAUAUUUAAUGCAAGUUAAAAAUGUAAUAAUUUCAAAUGUGUUUCUCCAUUUCCUUUUGAAAAAUGAUUUUUUUAGAAAUGUCAGAAUGGAGUCCUCCGACUCUGUUCACACUGCCUUA